AUGCUAGACGUCUCUUCAGGAGAUUCCAAUGGCUGCAGCACUGAACCCGCGGCCGAGGCUAAUGUCCCGCCAAACAAGGACAACGGCAAUGAACUUCCCUCAAAAAUGGUCGAUGCUCUCCAGACGGAUGUCGAUGGCGCAGUAACCAACUCGACCUUGACCAAUGGGGACGACAAGAAAGGAGAGGACACCAGGAAGAAAGAAUCCCAGAAGUGCGAGGUUCAAGCCUACGAGGCCCGGUUCGACAGCGAUGGUAAACGUGACCUGAAAGUCAUUGAUGCUGCUGCCGCAGAACAGCAAGAUGCCGACACCGAGAACGAAAAGCGCAAGCAUGCUCUAUGUUCCUACAAGUGGUACAAGCGAGAUGGAGAGAUCGAAUGGGAGUCAGUGGAAGUCAUGUCGCCCCAUAUUAUCCUUGCCUUGCAAAAGGUCAUCGAUGACUAUCCUGGUGAACACUUUUGGUCCGAUACAGUCACAAUUGACGCACCAUAUCGACCCAUCUUUCACCACCGAAAGGAGCUUGCAGAGUAUGCUGAAAAACUCGACGACAAGGACGCCAAAGCCCACAUUGAGCUCAUUCUUAGCUUCCAGGAAAAAGAGAACCGGAGAGCUGUCUCGGAGUACGACUCGAACGUCAAGAAUGCUGUUGAUCGACCUUCAGUUAGAUGGUCCAACCUGUGGAUGGUUUACCGGCCCGGUCUACUGUGUUUUACACGUAGUGCCAAAGGCUUGAAGUGCAUGGAGAUCGUCAACUCGUAUGAACGUGGCGGAAAUUGUCCAGCAUAUGUUGUUGUGGCCAAGUCGUUCACUCACGAUGGCAAGACCUUUGGUUACGAUUUGACACAAAUCGAUCAGUGUCCCUACAAAGGUAUGAGAGAGUUGAGCAAGCUCCACUGUAUCCCUCACGACUAUUAUACCGAAAAUCGAGAAGAUGCGAAGAAGGCCUUGAUCCUUCGUGGUCGCAAAUUCUGCUCCUUGAAAGGUAGCCAUUAUCGGACUUACGCUGGAACUGUUGCGGCUCUUGCUAAUGUUCGUGACUGGGAAGAUCGUGGCCGCUUUCGAGAAGAGACGAUGAUCAUCUCCUCCCGCAUCAUGGUUGACAGCAAGAUGUUCUCCAUCAUGAAGUCUCCCAACCGUAUCUAUUUGGACGAGGCCAAAACUAUGCCAAAGGACUGCAAGCCAGAAGAAGAGCACGAAUACAUCACCCAACGCGACUUGCUCAUUUGCGACAAUCGUAUACCAGGGUACGCCUUACAGAUCAAACGGUGGUGCUGGUUCAACAUCGAUGACAUUGCUCCUGUCGACUUCAAUAAGGACGCCUUUGCUGCACUCUUGAUCCCAGCUCGCCAGAAGUCUCUAGUUCACAGUCUUGUCAAGACACAUGUUAGCAAGACUGAAGAGUUCGAUGACAUGAUUGCAAACAAAGGCAAAGGUCUGGUUUUUGUGUUGCAUGGUUGUCCUGGUGUGGGCAAAACAUUUACUGCAGAAUCAGUCGCCGACCAUAUCGAACGACCUCUUUACGUCCUCAACAGUGGCGAGCUCGGUAUCCAGCCAAUGGAGGUGGAAGACAACCUCAACAAAGCCCUCAUGCUAGCAGUCGCCUGGAACGCAGUCCUUCUCAUCGACGAAGCCGACGUCUUCCUCGAACAGAGAUCCGUGCAAAACCUCCAGCGCAACUGUCUCGUCUCACUCUUCCUCCGUGUCCUCGAGUACUUCCAAGGCGUCCUCUUCCUCACUACCAAUCGCGUCAGCACCUUCGACCCAGCAUUCAAAUCCCGCAUCCACCUCGCCCUCAAAUACAACGCCCUAACCGCCACAGCCCGCAAAGAACUCUUCGCCAAUUUCAUCAGCCGAACGUCCAAAAACCCACCGAUCUUUGACGACGAAACCUUAGGACGCCUUGCGGCAGUAGACAUCAACGGCCGACAGAUUAAGAAUGCGGUCAGGACGGCGAGUGCGUUGGCGAGGGAUCAGGGUGUAGAGUUGAACGAGGACCAUUUGCAGGUUGUGAUAGAGACGAUUGCGGAGUUUGAGCAGGAUUUGGCGGCGAGUACGGAUGAGUGGUCUUCGUGA
Molecule: messenger RNA, 2073 nt
Organism: Lithohypha guttulata
Lineage: Eukaryota; Fungi; Ascomycota; Eurotiomycetes; Chaetothyriales; Trichomeriaceae
Exons: 3
Coding region: 1-2073 (690 amino acids)
Molecular function (GO): ATP binding; ATP hydrolysis activity
Source: RefSeq, a predicted model, not a curated record